GUGGAAAUAGGGGAAGGGGUCAGAUUUAUCCUGAUGGUAGCAAAAGUAACAAUACAGUUUAUAAUGCUACGGCAGGAGGGAUAAUAAGCAAAAUUUUACGAAAAGAAAAAGGGGGAUACGAAAUAACCAUAGUGGAUGCAUCGAAUGAAAGCCAAGUAAUUGAUAUUAUCCCUCGAGGCCUAGAACUUCUUGUUUCAGAGGGCGAAUCCAUUAAACUCGAUCAACCAUUAACGAGUAAUCCUAAUGUGGGUGGAUUUGGUCAAGGGGAUGCGGAAAUA
This is a messenger RNA of Eruca vesicaria subsp. sativa (arugula), 278 nucleotides long. The record is from the annotation of a GenBank genome assembly. Lineage: Eukaryota; Viridiplantae; Streptophyta; Magnoliopsida; Brassicales; Brassicaceae.